GUGUCCCUGCUUCCAACAUGAUUCUGGGAGAGGGCAGGGGAUUUGAGAUUGCCCAGGGUCGUCUGGGGCCGGGAAGGCUGCACCACUGUAUGAGGGCUGUUGGUGUGGCAGAGUUGGCACUGGAGCUGCUCUGUGAGCGAGCUGCCUCCAGGCAGACAUUUGGAAAGAAACUAUACCAACAUGAAGUUGUUGCUCACUGGAUAGCAGAGUGCCGUCUCAUGAUAGAACAGACCCGCCUGCUGACGCUGCAUGCUGCUCAUGCCCUAGAUACACUGGGCAGCCGAACUGCUCGCAAACAGGUAAUAUUGCCAAAAGUCUGUUUUGGACAUAGUCACAUGCUGUGUCCCAAUUCCAGUAAUUAGACUUCAGAAUGCCAC
This is a messenger RNA of Epinephelus moara (kelp grouper), 377 nucleotides long. RefSeq names its product acyl-CoA dehydrogenase family member 11-like. Gene Ontology annotation, cellular component: mitochondrion. The record is from RefSeq and is a predicted model, not a curated record. The transcript has 3 exons. Gene Ontology annotation, molecular function: oxidoreductase activity, acting on the CH-CH group of donors. The coding region runs from base 18 to 362 and encodes 114 amino acids. NCBI's taxonomy places the organism in Eukaryota, Metazoa, Chordata, Actinopteri, Perciformes, Serranidae.